UGUCAUUUAUGUCAAUUUGUCAACAUCUAUCUAAGUAAAGGCAGCGGGUUAUUCAUUAAUAUUUAUAUAUUUUUAUUUAUUUAAUUUGUUUAUAUGUAUGUAAGGAAUGCAAGUGGAAGAGUUUCCAGGUGUAGACACCAACGUAGAUUUAACGCAGAUUUUACCCAUACAACAGAAACGUACUAUAGCUUUUAUUAACCAUUUUAUAAUGCAGACAGUGUCAUAUCUAAAUAGUUUUGCACAAUCUUGUGAAUCUCGGUUUAUGGAAUUCGAAUAUAAAAUACAAAAAAUUGAGGCUUCACUGCUAAUACUCGAGUCACAAUUGUCAUCGAUUUCUGGACUUGAUAAUUUAGAACAUAAGACAACUGAUAACAGAACAAAUGACACCCCUGCAAAUGAUAGUAAGUUAGACCUUCCAGACAUAAAAACGUCUGAUAAUAGUAGUUCGGCAUCCGAAAAACCAGAAACCGUGUCAAAUUCAGAAGAUGUUGGUGUGAAAGCAUGUGAUGAUCCCAGGUUCAAAAAAUUUUUUAAGAUGUUGCAGUUUGGUGUUCCUGAACCAGCGGUUAAACUAAAAAUGCAGAAUGAUGGAGUGGAUCCCAGCAUAUUAGAUAAACCAAACGAUAUCAUUCCUGGCUCACCUCAAGAAAUUUCAGAACAUUCCGUUGUGGAACCUAACAGCACCUCCAAUUCUGAAUAAAUUAUUUUUUAAAUUAUAUUAACUGAAGCUACAAGUUGUAAAUGUGCCACUACUAUCAAAAUAAAACACUGUUUUCACAAAAA
Messenger RNA from Anoplophora glabripennis (Asian longhorned beetle), 783 nucleotides. It is a transcript of the gene CCDC53, whose product is annotated as WASH complex subunit 3. The transcript has 4 exons. Gene Ontology annotation, biological process: actin filament polymerization; exocytosis. Gene Ontology annotation, cellular component: WASH complex. The record is from RefSeq and is a predicted model, not a curated record. NCBI's taxonomy places the organism in Eukaryota, Metazoa, Arthropoda, Insecta, Coleoptera, Cerambycidae. The coding region runs from base 107 to 700 and encodes 197 amino acids.